Molecule: messenger RNA, 644 nt
Organism: Homalodisca vitripennis (glassy-winged sharpshooter)
Lineage: Eukaryota; Metazoa; Arthropoda; Insecta; Hemiptera; Cicadellidae
Product: cuticle protein 2-like
Exons: 2
Coding region: 139-576 (145 amino acids)
Source: RefSeq, a predicted model, not a curated record
UGCCCCCCAUACAGAGGAGCCGGUGCGUGCGUGUGUGUGUAGAGAACCGGUCACAAGGGCGGAGGGGCCUUAGGCACGAAGUCCUUGGAGGUUUGUAUUUAAAGGAUUGUCACCUGGAAGGGUUAGUCGCAGAGCAUCAUGCAGUCCCUGGUUGCACUUUUGUUGGCGACAGUUGUAGCAGCAUCUGCUAACCCCUAUGGGUGGCACGGAUACCCUUACUACGGAUAUGGUGGCCUAGCAAGCCCCGUGGUACUGCCAUCAGGGUACCUGGCUGACACCCCCGAGGUUGCCGCCGCCAAGGCCACCCACUCCGCUCGUCUGGCCACCGCCGCCGCCGCCGCUGCCGCCGCCCCCGACUACGAUGGUUACGGUGGUCCCGUCGUCACCCCCGCUGGUUACCUUGCUGAUACACCCGAGGUCGCAGCUGCCAAGGCUAGGCACUUCGCAGAGCUCGCCAAAGCUGGUGCUGGGGUCUACGCUCCUUACGCUGGCUAUCCUUAUGGUGCCUACCCUUACGGCCAUGGCUACGCCGCCGGCCACGAAGGCCAGUACGUCCCAGACCAGAACGGAUGGUAGAGUCAUAUCUCAAAUAUUCAGAUGAACUGAAUUCAAACUUUUUUUGUAAAUAAAGUUAUUUAAUGUUA